AUGGCCAGAUUCAGUGAUGACGAGUCUUCGAGGGACUCCUCCUUGGUUUACGGCGAAUACGACGGUAUAGAUACAAAUCGAAAAAGGCAAGUUCCCCUUUGAUUUCAGCGUAAUAUCAAUUUGUUUUUAGAAAUUUGGAUCGCCGCAGAGAAACUUCCAGAUACGCAGCCAGAGAUCGCCGAGGGAAGGAGGCUGACAUCUUUUCUGACCUCAAGGAUGUGGUGCCGAUCGUCGAGGAGAGCACGGUCACUCACGUUGACAGAAUCGCUCUUCUCCGCGUUGCAUCCACCAUGUGCAGAAUGAGGAGAAAUGCAGGCAAAUGUAAGGAAUCAGCUUGUUUUCUCCCAUAGCUUCUGAGAAGGAAGUAAAUUUUAUUUCUAAACUGUGAAUCCAUUUACAAUCGGCCUUACGUAAAGGAUCUUUGUGUAAUGCCCUGAGGGUUACUGUACUCAUACAGGAUGUAUAUUCGUCGCUCUGAUGUCGGGUAUUAAGGGAAUGCAAUAAGCGCCUGAAAACUGAGUUCCCAUAGUUACAAUUGGAUUAAAGAAGAGAGCAGAGUACAUUCGUUUAGAUAGCUGGACCCGAGGAAAGGGGCAUUGAGUGCUGCGAAGGGGAAUAAUUUGACGCUAGAGGAAAAGGAAAAGUGUUUUGAAGGGAGAGUAACGAGGUUACGAAACGUCCCCAAUGAACGUUUAUAACACACACAAAGCCUCAGAUGUACUUUUAUCCCUCAUUUUUCAGUCUUGGAGACCGAACUCCCUCAGGAAGAUCCCCAGAUCCAUUGUUUCACCGAACAGAACAUGACUGAAUGUCUUGAUGGCUUCGUUCUUUUGGCCGAUUCUGACGGCACCAUUCUUUACGUCAGCGAAAGUGUUUCCAUCUUUUUGGGACUGACUCAGGUAUGGAUCACAUUAAAAUCACAGCAUACCCACGCAGCGGGUGAUAAUCUACAAAAUAAAAGUAACUUAAGGACAGCAGAAACACUUAAAACAAGACUGCCUCAUGUGUAAUCCGUGCUUUGCGAACGUCGAUUAUAUCCAGAUACAGUAUACUGCAGUGGGAAUCACACGAGAUGCUUGAAAUUACUUGUAAACAAUUGAGACGCGAACCCGGAACUGGUAAAAUCUAGCGGUUAAGGGGACGACGGUGUAAUAGGGGCAUGAGCUGAUAUCGUAAACAAAACUGAACUCUCAUUGUCAUCAAACAGAAAAAACGGAAAUGCCCUUUUAAUCCUGCGCUCUGAAACAUUUCGAAACGUUUAUGGCUAAGACCAUGUUAGUUGAGUCCUAUUAGUACUAAAAACGGAUUUUGAUAUCUAAAAAAUAGAAAUUGGAAGGAUAUUAAACAGUUUUAAAAGCGGACAAAAAUGUCGAAGCUACAGUAACGAUGAGCUUACAAUCAAUAUCACAAUAUCACUGAUAAGUUGCAAAAGGUUACAAUUUUGCAAAUUUUACAAUUUUUAUCGAAAUGAAUUUGAGAAACCGCACUCUCCAAAACCCCAAAAUGAAAAGACUGAGAAUUGCGUUUGAAAGCAAGGAAAGGGAGACGACGAACAGAAACAGUUUAUACAUGAUUUCGAUAAAGCGAACGUGUAAUUUCGUAUAUUAGAGUCGCCAUCGUUGUUUCGACAACUCCGUCCUCCUAACCAACACUUUCUGUGCAUAGUUUGAGAAUGGGACCCGUAAAAAUGGGUUCUCAGCCAGCUUCCCCAACCUUUAUAUCGCCAGCCCGCCGAAGUCCGCUCCCCCUGCGGAAAACGUGCAAAAAAGAGGAACACGCGUCGAAUCCGAGGCGAGUUGACCGUCAAGAUUUCAACCCCUCGGCCAAAACAACAUGUAUGCGGCAUGAGCGCAUGUAAAGUGGGAGUUAAAUGCAAGUGUGAAAAACACGUUAGAUUGUGAGGUUAUUUUUGGAGGUUUUGAUUAUAGAAAGUUGCGUGUUCGGAAACAAAUCGAGUAACCUUGAUCGCGCUCGGAAUUUCAAAGAUCAGAUUGUGAUAUGAUAUAACUGAUUGAUUGUAGACUGUAUUGUAGAAGAUAAUAACUGGGUUCCAAGGAUAAUAUUGUCACUUUCAGACAGAUCUUGUUGGCCGUUUCCUCAAGGAAUUUGUCCACUCAAAUGAUUACGAUGAACUCAUCAGAGCUUCCACAACUUCUACAGAAGUCCAGGAUACGGCUUCGUCCUUGGAUGAAUUCGGUCGUUAUAUUGUGGUCAGAAUGAAGACCGUAAUCUCGCCCAGAGGGAGAAAUCUGAAUCUGAAAUCAGCCCUCUUCAAGGCCAUCUUAUGCAGAUUUAGAGCAGUCAACACCGAGUAUGGGAGACUCUCUCUUCUCUACGGAAGCUCCACUCCAGCAGGCCAAGGAAACUCGAUCAUGCUGGCCAAUGCCUCGGUUAAGGGAUCCGAGGCCACCAAUGGCGUCUACAUGACCAGACACACCUGUGACAUGAGAUUCAGUUAUGUCAGCGACAGUCUCAACUAUCUCCUUAGACAUGAUGCCAGAAGUUUAAUGGGAACUUCCUUCUAUGACAUUGUUCAUCCAAGUGAUAUGAUUCCAGUGGCUGAAUCCAUGAAGGAACUCUUCCAAAAAGGACAUUGCAGAACUCCCUUCUACAGACUCCUCGGAUCCAACAGUUCGGUUGCUUGGGUUCAAACUGAAGCUACCACUGUCAAUCACACAGCCAGGGGACAGAAGGGACAAUAUGUUCUCUGCGUCCACUCUGUUGUUGGGUAUGCUGAAUUCAUUUUAAAUCUAAAGCUUAUAUUUGAUGAAUAAUAUAUAUUUUUUUGCAGAAUGCAAAGCGAACUUGAUGCUUGGUCCGAACCGGUGGUCGACGGGCAAAUGGCUGCUCAUCCAGCGAUUUGCGUCAGCAAGAUUAAGCACGAGAUCCCAGAUAUGGCCGAGUACAUGGGCAAGCAACCCGAGUUUGUCGAUUGCGUUGACUUCACUCCACUCAUUGAGCCAAUCAUUGAUAUCAACUACGACGAUUACAGCAAUAUGAAUGGAAUGAGAGGACACGGUAAUGAUAUUGAGAUUGAUGAAGAUUCGAUCUACUCGGAUCUUGAAGGAAAAGAGCAAGGCGGGGAGGUUGUUAUAGGUGAGAAUGGAGAUCAGGAAAAAGAAAAGACAAUGGACAAGGAAGAUCAGAGCGAGAUUCAAGUUAUUCAAGAAGAAGUUGCAAAUAGAAACGGUCAUGGUCAGGAUGAAGGCGAUUGCCUAACUGAUCUGGAGGACUGCUGGAAGAAUCCGAAAAUUUGCAAUACUGAAAGACGUCAAUGGAGUUACAGUAGUUCAUCGGACGACCUCGACACACGUGUUCUCUCUUCAAGCGAGGAUGAUGUUGUCAUAAUUAUCCCGAAGAAGAAGUUUAAGAAGUCCAAAGGACAGCGGUCGACUCGGGAAUGGGUGAAACAACUCCGCAACUCGAUCUCCGGUACGGUCAAAUGCGGCGGCGACGUCGAACCAUCCAGUUCGGGGAGUCGCUGCGUUUGUUGUGGAGCUCGGAACGAGAAGGAAGUUGCCGAAAUGUGCCUUCAGAAGAAAAAUAAGGCCGUUCCGACCGUGCCCCUGUCUUUUUAUCGCGAUCUCAUCCAAAAGGUGUUUAUCUGUCCAUGGAGAUGCUCGUUCUUCCACUCUGUGCUUACUCGUGCUUGUGUUGUUUGAAUGUGGAGAGAUAUAAUGUAAAUCGAAUCCCUCAGGUCCUUGCUCUUUUCCUCGAGAACCCCGAAUUGAUUCAGAGACAUCCCUUUUGUGUUACUUAUCCAAUUUCUAAUCCUUUGUAUUGUAGAGAAGAGAAAGAAGAGCUUCGACGAGGUGCUCGACUGGCUUGUCCGCGACGAAGCGGACUCUCCGCCGCCCUACGCCAGUUUCUUCGACCACAACGACGAAUGCCGCGCGGAUCCCACCAGCUCCAGCGAAUACAACUCAAGCACCUUUCGUCCCCAACAGUUCGGAAGAUAUCAGCAGGCCCAAUUCGACCGGAUGCCCUACAGCAACGGACUUGGUCAGAAUUCGACCGCUCCCAUGGCUGCAAGAGAUCGGUUUGAAUGUGGAGCCUCUAAUCCCACUGGCCCCAUCAGUGGAGCUGGACGACCAUCUGCGGGCUGUUAUGCAGCGGAUGGACAAAACUAUAGUGCCAUGCAGCGCGGCUCAGCCCGCGGUCAACAGCCUCAGCAAGGAUUUAAGGCCGAGGCCCGCAACUCCAGAUUCACGGCCCAUAUGCGUCGGGAAGUUGGAAUCGGUCAGCCAAACGGGCUGCUGCGCCAAGGACAACCAGCCAGCGCCGGUGCUCGUGGAGCCGCUCCUCUUCGUGCGCGGUCAGCCAGUUCUCGAGCAGUACCCACCGCUCCGGCUUCAGACGUCUACCUUAUGUCCGGUGCUCAGCUCGGAUCUGCUGCUCGACGAUUCCCUGCCGGGUCCCCUCUGCACACCGCUAUGCGUGCUGCCUGUGAUCCGAAAUCGCCGUCAUAUACUCGGGCGUCCAGCACCAGUUCGAAUCGCUCCACAUUUGACAGUGCCGCCGUCCGACGCUACGCGCAAGCGUCGCCUUCCCCUCGAAAUCAGAGCCAAUCCGGGCGGUCUCGCUGCUCCUCCACCUGCUCUGGUCUCGGCGGUACUCCAAAGCCUCGAGAGCAGCGGCCUGUGAAUGUGAACCAACUCUCAGCCGUCUCAACUGCUGUUGUCCAUCCACUAGAUUCUCCUCCGCAAGGAUACCAAGAGCAAUAUAAUAAAUUUAACGAAGGCCCUGUUUGUAAGAAGGCCGCCUUCGGAACUGAGAAACCGGUCUACAAGGACGAGUACGGCCGUGACUUCGCUGGGUUGGCUCCAUUUGUUCCGGAAGAAGAUUUCUUGCAGCUAGAAGAUUUGGAUCUUAAGGUGAGCGAGCCGUCCUUUUGUUGUUCUUGAAAUAAGUUGCAAUGCCUUACUGUUUGAUGUUUCAGGGCGUAUUCCCUGAUGUUGACUUUUCUGAAUUCUUUCCCGACCAAUCCUCUUCCAAUCCAGGCAGUGCUGGUUCUCUGCCGAUGAUGGAGCAGCAGAAGCGGACCCCUCCUUGUUUCGAUGACAUGUUCCAACAGAAUGUGAACAUCCAACAACAGCAGGAGAGUAUUGUACCGGAUAAUUGGAGAAUGAGUAAGUUUUGAGCACUUUCUGAUAUUAAUCAUGCUAUUGCUGCCUCUAAAGAAAUCUUGUUUUAGCCGAAAGCGAAUUGUGGUAA
Molecule: messenger RNA, 5214 nt
Organism: Bursaphelenchus xylophilus (pine wood nematode)
Lineage: Eukaryota; Metazoa; Nematoda; Chromadorea; Rhabditida; Aphelenchoididae
Source: the annotation of a GenBank genome assembly